This is a messenger RNA of Pipra filicauda (Wire-tailed manakin), 3613 nucleotides long. It is a transcript of the gene KDM4C, whose product is annotated as lysine demethylase 4C. NCBI's taxonomy places the organism in Eukaryota, Metazoa, Chordata, Aves, Passeriformes, Pipridae. The record is from RefSeq and is a predicted model, not a curated record. The transcript is spliced from 25 exons. Gene Ontology annotation, cellular component: nucleus. Gene Ontology annotation, molecular function: histone H3K9 demethylase activity; histone H3K36 demethylase activity. Gene Ontology annotation, biological process: chromatin remodeling. The coding region runs from base 309 to 3563 and encodes 1084 amino acids.
UGUGCCUGAGAGCGUUGUCUAAAAGCUCCUUGAACUCUGCAAGGCUUGGUGCUGUGGCCACUUCCCCGGGGAGCCUGUUCCAGUGCCCAACCACCUCCCCUGAUGCAGCUUCAUGGCAUUACCUUGGGUUGAAAAGGAUAUAUAUAUUUUGAUGUUAAGGAGUUGUGAAAUCCAAGAUAAAACAGUAUCUUUUGGGAGGAGACCUGCAAAAGCAGAUCAGUUAUUUCAAGAUGUUUUUCAUGCUGUGAGCCUGGUGUGGGAGAAGAAUAUCUAUGGAAUGAAUUCAGCUGGAUUGAAAGUGAAUCAGAAUGGCUGCUGUCAUCUCAGAUAGUCCUCCGAACCCAAGCUGCAAAAUCAUGACUUUUAGGCCUUCAAUGGAUGAAUUCAGGGAAUUCAACAAAUACUUAGCGUACAUGGAAUCACAGGGUGCUCAUAGGGCUGGAGUUGCAAAGGUUAUCCCACCAAAGGAGUGGAAACCAAGAAAACAUUAUAAUGAUAUUGAAGAUUUGGUGAUUCCUGCUCCAAUUCAACAGAUAGUCACUGGCCAGUCGGGGCUUUUCACACAGUACAACAUUCAGAAAAAGCCCAUGACAGUGAAGGAGUUCAAGCAACUGGCCAACAGUGACAAAUACCGCACCCCAAGAUACACAGAUUACGAAGAUCUGGAGCGUAAAUACUGGAGGAACUUGACUUUUGUGGCACCAAUAUAUGGAGCAGAUAUCAAUGGGAGCAUUUAUGAUGAAGGUGUUAAGGAAUGGAAUAUUGCCCAUCUUAAUACAAUAUUGGAUGUUGUAGGAGAAGAGUGUGGAAUUUCUAUCGAGGGUGUAAAUACACCAUAUCUGUAUUUUGGCAUGUGGAAAACAACAUUUGCAUGGCACACUGAAGACAUGGAUCUCUACAGUAUUAAUUAUCUCCAUUUCGGGGAGCCAAAGUCAUGGUAUGCUAUUCCUCCAGAGCAUGGGAAACGGCUUGAAAGACUGGCUCAAGGUUUCUUCCCGAGCAGCUCUCAAGGAUGUGAUGCUUUUCUUCGCCACAAGAUAACUCUGAUUUCUCCAUCAAUAUUGAAAAAUUAUGGAAUUCCUUUUGGCAAGGUUACACAAGAGGCAGGAGAAUUUAUGAUCACUUUCCCAUAUGGAUACCAUGCAGGAUUUAACCAUGGAUUUAACUGUGCAGAGUCAACAAACUUUGCCACCAUUCGAUGGAUUGAUUAUGGGAAAGCAGCAAAAUUGUGCACUUGUAGGAAAGACAUGGUGUCAAUAUCCAUGGAUAUCUUUGUGAGGAAGUUUCAACCAGAUAGGUACCGGCUGUGGAAACGAGGCAAGGAUUUAUAUACCAUUGAUCAUACGAAACCAACACCUGAAUCAACACCUGAAAUAAGGACCUGGCUACGGAGAAGAAAGAAAAUACAGAGCUUUCCGAAGAGCUCCCAGCACCCCAGAUCUCAAUCUAGAAAGCUUAAAACUCCAGAGGACAAGAGAGUAUCUGCUGAUGCAGAAAUCAUCGUGACUGAAGCAGCUACUGCUGGCUUCAAGGUCAGUGAAGAACCUGAAAAAAAAGGGAGAGUGAUAAACACAGGAGUGCCUUCUGGGGAAGAAGAAAACAGUAGUAGAAUGCAGCUGGAUCAACAUUUGUUGGAUCAUGUCAAGGUUGCAGGAAGCCUCACUUCAGACUCAAUUUUGAGCCCUAUUCCUGUAAAAGAGAAAACAAAAAUGGAAGAUGAGGACAUACCGUACCAUAAAGCAGGGGGACAAACUGCUGAAGCAGAAAAUCCAGAUAAACAGGAAAGUGUCUUGAUAGAGGAUGAUAUCAGCAACCUAGAGAACUGUGGAAGUAGUUUGGAACAUGGAGAAGUACCCGUUGUAAAAAAGGAUGAAGAAGAUGGCAUGGAAACAUGUAGUAGUUCAGAGGAAGUUGCAAGAAAGAAAAUAUCUAAGAGUUGGCGUCAUCCGCUAAAUAAACCACCAGCUAGAUCUCCCAUGACUUUGGUUAAACAACAAGCAACUAGUGAUGAAGUUCCUACAGAUAUAAGAACAUCUCCCUUUCUGUGGCCUCCUGUCCACAUUUUAAAAAACAGUUGCUUGACUAAUGGGUCACCUUUGAGCUUAGUUUCUGGAGAUGAACUGCCUGAGACUACCUUAAUUGAAGAGAAAGUUCAGGAGACAGAGGCAUGGGCCAGGCCUCUGGUCUACCUUUGGCAGACAAGAGAACCCAAUUUCAGUGCUGAAAAAGAAUACAAUGCAGCUUGUGCAAAAAAGGAACCUCACUGUGCCAUUUGUGCUCUUCUCAUGCCAUACUAUAAGCCAGACAAUCAUGAUGAAGAAGGUCCUACUUUCAGGGAAGCAAACUCAGCAGGAACACUGAUGGCAGAAAAUGAAAAGACUAAACCUCUUAUUCCCGGGAUGUGUUUUAUUUAUAGUGAAGAAAACACUGAAAACUAUCCAUCAAAUGCCUUUAUUGGAGAAGAUGGAACAAGUCUUCUGAUUUCCUGUGCAAAGUGUUGCGUACGGGUUCAUGCAAGUUGCUAUGGCGUUCCUUCUCAAGAAAUCCAUAAUGAAUGGUUGUGUUCGCGAUGCAGAAAAGAGGCCUGGACAGCUGAAUGUUGUCUCUGCAAUUUGAGAGGUGGUGCAUUGAAGCAAACUACUGACAAAAAGUGGGCACAUGUAAUAUGUGCAAUUGCCAUCCCAGAAGUCAGAUUUGGUAAUGUCACAGAGCGUACUCCGAUAGACACUAGCAGAAUACCUUUGCAAAGGUUAAAAUUGGGAAGAAAAAGAGAAGUAGAGCAAUCAGUGUGGAAGCAGGAAGGGAGUUGUGGUGAAAAAUGUAUCUUCUGCAGACAGAGAGUUAAGAAGAUCUCUGGUGCCUGCAUUCAGUGUUCAUAUGGACACUGCACAACAUCCUUCCAUGUUACCUGUGCCCAUGCUGCAGGAGUGCUGAUGGAACCUGAUGACUGGCCAUUUGUUGUCUACAUGACAUGUUUCAGGCACAAGAAGAACCACAAUGUGAGACCUAAAGCAUCUGAGAAGACCAUUAGAGUUGGACAGACAGUCAUCACAAAACAUAGAAAUACACGAUACUAUAGCUGCAGAGUGGUGGGAGUGACAUCUCAGCUUUUCUAUGAAAUAAUGUUUGAUGAUGGCUCUUUCAGUCUGGAUACUUUUCCUGAAGACAUUGUAAGCAGAGAUUGCCUAAGGCUGGGUCCACCUGCAGAGGGAGAGGUUGUCCAAGUGAGAUGGCCUGAUGGAAAAGUGUAUGAUGUGAAGUAUCUGGGAACAAACACAACUUAUAUGUAUCAGGUUGAGUUUGAAGAUGGUUCUCAAAUAGUAAUGAAGAGAGAAGAAAUAUAUACACUAGAUGAAGAACUUCCUAAGAGAGUAAAAGCACGUCUUUCUACAGCCUCUGACAUGAGAUUUGAAGACACAUUUUAUGGAUCAGAUAUUAUCUUGGGAGAGAAGAAGAGGCAGAGAGUAUUGAGUUCUCGCUUUCAGAAUGAAUAUGUGGAUGAUCCAGGAUACCGCACAUUCUUAAAAAACUCAUUCCAGAAGAAAUGCCAGAAGGGGCUAUAAAGGCAGCAGAUGAAGAGAGAGGGAUGUUGAUUAAAAAGCAUGCAACAUUA